AUGACAGGAGGAGAAGAAACUAAAAAGAAACCAGUUGCAGGAGGAGGAGCAAGAGGAGGUAGAAAGGGAAAGGGUAAAGGAUUCAAAGGAAAGGGAGGACCAAAGAAACCAUUCGUUAAAAAGAAUGUUGUCAUUACUACAGGUCCCAAUGGAGAACAGAUUGAAAAGAGACAAAGAGGAUUAAGAAAGAAAAAGACAAAGAGUGCUACUGCCGCCGCCGCCGCUGCUGCACAGAAACCAAAGGAAAAGGUUAUCAAGAAUUGGGAAAAGGUUGAAAUCGAUACCAAUAGCUUCAAUCAUUUUGCUGCUAGUGGUUUGGUUGGUUUGGAAGUUAUCGAUGCUGGUUCAUACAAUACUUAUGAAUCUGGUGGUGGUAAAGGAAAGAGAAAGUCUGUAGUUGCAGAGGUUGUUGAAGAAACUACAAGCGACACUGAAUCUGAAAAGAAAUCGUCUUCUUCGUCAAAAAAGAAUAACAAACAAGGAAUUGUACUCCAUGAAAGAGAAAAGGAAGAAAAGGAAGGAGCUAUUGUAGACGCUAAACACAAGAACAAAAAGGCUAAAAAGGGAAAUCAACAACAACAACAACAACAAGAAGACAACAAGAAUAGAAAUAGUGAAGAGUUUAAACAAAAGAAAAAGGAUUUUGAAGAGUUUAGAAAGGAACAACGUGUUGCAAGAGAACAAAAAAAGAAAGAAUUCCAACUUCAAGAUAGAAUUGCUCCAGAAGCUGCUGAUACUUUGGACAUGACUGUUUGGGAAUCUUAUAACCUCGAUCCACUCAUUAUCAAGGGUUUACGUGCACUCGGUUACGAAAGACCAACUGAAAUUCAAUCUCAAGUAAUUCCUGCCUCAAUUCAAAGUGGAAAUGAUAUUAUUGGUGCUGCUGAAACUGGAUCAGGUAAAACAUUGGCAUUUGGUAUUCCAAUGGUUAAUACAAUUUUAAAAUAUUUAAGAGCUCAAGGAGAAGAUGUUACUAGAAGUACUCUGCCACAAGUAGGUCUUUUGAAAAAGGAUAAUAGUCACAAGAAGUUGUUGGCACUUGUACUCUGUCCAACUAGAGAGUUGGCUAUUCAAGUAACCAACCAUCUUAGAACCGUUGCCUUGGAGACAUCGCUUAGAAUCAUUUCAGUGGUUGGUGGUCUAUCGCAAAAGAAACAAGACAGAGAGUUGAAUUCCAAGCCAGAGAUUGUAGUUGCUACCCCUGGUCGUCUCUGGGAGCUAAUCGAUGAAGGUGACAAGUAUUUGGGUGAUUUCACAAACCUUCUUUGUUUUGGUAUCGAUGAAGCCGAUCGUAUGGUUGAAAAAGGUGUCUUUAGAGAAAUUGAUUCAAUUCUUGAAAGAUUACCACAAUAUCAACUUCAUUAUAAAAAGGGUCAAAAUGAUGAAGAACAAGAAGAAGUAGAACAAGAUGAAGAUGAAGAUCAAGAGGAACAAGAAGAUGCAGAGGAAGAAGAACAACAAGAAGAAGAUGGAGAAGAAGAAGAAGAAGAACAAGUUGAUGAAGACCAAGAAGAAGAAGAAGAGAUGGAAGAUAUUAAGGAUAUUGAAGAUAUUGAAGAUAUUGAAGAUAUUCAAGGGAUGGAAGAAUUAGAAGAGAUUGAUGGAGAUGAUGAGGAAAUAAUUGAUUUCCAAGAAGGAGAAAUUGAUCCAGAUGAUUUCCAAGCAGAGGAGGUUGGAUUUGAAAAAUUCACAAGUGUAAAGAGACAAACAUUUAUCUUUUCGGCUACUAUUGUUGGUGUGCAUGACGAACAACAAAAGGAUGCCAAAAAGAAAAAGAAAUAUGCCAACAAGGAAUUGACACCAUUGCAAACACUCAUCUCUAAAAUCAAUUUCCAUCGUAAAUAUAAAUUGAUCGAUUGUACACUUAAAAAAUUGACGGCUCACAGCCUCAAGGAAUCCAAGAUUCUGUGUAACCUCGACGAAAAGGAUCAAUACCUCUACUACUUUAUCGAUCGUUAUCCAGGCAAGACAUUGGUCUUUGUUAACAGUGUCGAUUGUAUUCGUCGUCUCUUGGCCAUUCUCAAAUUGCUAAAGGUCGUUGCCUUCCCGUUGCACGCUCAAAUGGAACAACGUCAACGUCUUCGUAACCUCGAUCAUUUCAAACGUGAAAAGAAUGUCAUUUUGAUUGCUACCGAUGUCGCUGCUCGUGGUCUCGAUAUCCCAGGUGUUGAACAUGUCGUCCAUUACCAAAUGCCUCGUACCAUUGAAUUGUAUGUCCAUCGUAGUGGUCGUACCGCCCGUUCCAAUCGUGAAGGUAUCAGUGUCCUCUUUGUCGAUCCAAGCGAACAAAAGACCUACGCCGCCUUUACCGACAAACUUGAACACGAAAUCCUCGACUUCCCAAUCGACUUCAAGUUUAUGCCAGCUGUUCGUGAACGUAUCGGAAUGGCCUAUGACAUUGACAAACAAUCUUUUGAAAAGAAAAAGGUAUCCGAUGAAAAGAAUUGGUAUCUUCGUAAUGCAAAGGCUAUUGAUAUGCAAUUAGAUGAUGUUUUUUAUCAAUCAGAUUCUGAAGAUGAAAAGGAUAAACAAUAUAGAGAAAAGUCAAGAUUAAAUCAAUUAAAGAUGACUUUGGAUGCUGUGUUGGCUCAACCAUUAAUGCCAUCUGGUGUAUCAAGGAGAUAUGGAGCAGGUAUUGAAGAAUGGACAAACAAAAAGAACGCAAGAGCUACCUUGGAUCUUGAAAAGAGUAAAUCAAAAAAGAAAUGUGAUGGAUUUUGGGAAUUCUAA
Molecule: messenger RNA, 2730 nt
Organism: Cavenderia fasciculata
Lineage: Eukaryota; Evosea; Eumycetozoa; Acytosteliales; Cavenderiaceae
Gene: ddx24
Product: putative RNA helicase
Exons: 4
Coding region: 1-2730 (909 amino acids)
Cellular component (GO): nucleolus
Molecular function (GO): nucleic acid binding; RNA helicase activity; ATP binding
Source: RefSeq, a predicted model, not a curated record